AGCUCACUCUUCCUGUUCUCAGCUUCCGUCCUCUCAGCUUCCUUACAGCACCGCCACCUGCCAGAGCUGAGCCUCCCUAGGCCCUGGCCUUAAGUCAGCCAUCGAUCCUUCUGGCCGCUGACCGUCUUUUUCCCCUCCAUGAGAGGAAGGCCGGAUCCACGUCUCUUGAGAGCUGAAGGUUGAGGGCACUGAGCCAACGCAUAGACCCUCACCUCUGCCCUUGAAGACAUUUGUGCCCUCCAUGCAGAGCCAAGAUGGGGAACAGAAGUGAAGAAGAUUAUAACUUUGUCUUCAAGGUGGUGCUGAUCGGCGAGUCAGGCGUGGGGAAGACCAAUCUGCUAUCCCGAUUCACUCGCAAUGAGUUCAGCCACGACAGCCGCACCACCAUCGGGGUUGAGUUCUCCACCCGCACGGUCAUGCUGGGCACCGCCGCUGUCAAGGCUCAGAUCUGGGACACAGCUGGCCUGGAGCGAUACCGAGCCAUCACCUCGGCGUACUAUCGUGGUGCAGUGGGGGCCCUACUGGUGUUUGACCUAACCAAGCACCAGACCUAUGCCGUGGUGGAGCGCUGGCUGAAGGAGCUCUAUGACCAUGCUGAGGCCACUAUCGUCGUCAUGCUCGUGGGUAACAAGAGUGACCUCAGCCAGGCCCGGGAGGUGCCUACCGACGAGGCCCGCAUGUUCGCUGAAAACAAUGGGCUGCUAUUCCUGGAGACCUCAGCCCUGGAUUCCACCAAUGUUGAGCUGGCCUUUGAGACUGUCCUCAAAGAGAUCUUUGCAAAGGUGUCCAAGCAGAGGCAGAACAGCAGCCGGACCAAUGCCAUCACCCUGGGCAGUGCCCAGCCUGGGCAGGAGCCGGGCCCUGGUGAGAAGAGGGCCUGUUGCAUCAGCCUCUGACCUCAUCUAGCACCGACCCUGUGCUACCGGCUCUCUGGUUAACAGCACCUCCCCAACCCCCAGUUCCGGGAGCUUUCCUUGCCCUGUGGUUCCGGAUGACAGAGUGGCCAGUUCCCCUGUUCACAGUCCUGCUGAGCUCUAAGAUCUUUACACUCCCCCACCCCCACCCCCACAUAUCUUUAUUAUCAUUCAUCCCCUCACAGACUAGGGUCUUCAAAUAAAGCUGUAUUUUGUAUCAA
Messenger RNA from Phacochoerus africanus (Common warthog), 1135 nucleotides. RefSeq names its product RAB25, member RAS oncogene family (gene RAB25). The coding region runs from base 255 to 896 and encodes 213 amino acids. Lineage: Eukaryota; Metazoa; Chordata; Mammalia; Artiodactyla; Suidae. The transcript has 5 exons. Gene Ontology annotation, biological process: exocytosis. Gene Ontology annotation, molecular function: GTP binding; GTPase activity. The record is from RefSeq and is a predicted model, not a curated record. Gene Ontology annotation, cellular component: recycling endosome.